ACAGCAGUCUUCGGGGCUCCGGUCAUGGCGGACCAAGAGGAGACGUUUGCCCUUGAAAACUCUCCCGGUGGUUCAGAUUCAAGGGAAUUACAGUCCGACAACAAAUCUGAGAAGCAGAACGGGACCUCAAGCAAAUCCCCCUCAUCUCAGACCACUUACAUUCAGCAGGGAAUGGAGGGAAUAAAAGUCUACCUGCACGAGAGGGAACUCUGGACAAAGUUUGACGAGGUGGGCACGGAGAUGAUCAUCACCAAAGCUGGAAGGCGAAUGUUCCCCAGCUUCAAAGUGAAGGUCACAGGAUUAAACCCCAAAACCAAAUACAUUCUGCUCAUGGAUGUUGUUCCUGCGGACGACCAUCGAUACAAAUUCGCCGACAACAAAUGGUCCGUUACCGGGAAGGCAGAGCCCGCCAUGCCCGGCAGGCUCUACGUCCACCCGGACUCCCCCGCCACCGGGGCGCACUGGAUGAGGCAGCUCGUCUCCUUCCAGAAGCUGAAACUGACCAACAACCACCUGGACCCGUUCGGACACAUCAUCCUAAAUUCGAUGCACAAGUAUCAGCCGAGGAUCCACAUCGUAAAAGCAGAUGAAAAUAACGGCUUCGGCUCUAAAAACACGGCCUUCUGCACCCACGUCUUCCCGGAGACGGCCUUCAUCGCGGUGACGUCCUACCAGAACCACAAGAUAACCCAGUUGAAGAUUGAGAACAAUCCGUUUGCAAAAGGCUUUCGUGGAAGUGAUGACAUGGAGCUACACCGGAUGUCCCGAAUGCAAAGUACCAAGGAGUAUCCGGUGGUGCCUCGCAGUACGGUGCGCCAGAGAGUGGGCUCCAGCCACAGCCCGUUCAGCGGGGAGGUCCAGGGCAUCGCCACCCCGAGCGCCCUGAGCUCCCAGUACCCCCAGUGCGAGAACGGGGUCACAAGCACGUCACAGGACAUGCUGCCCCAGUCGGGCUCCUUCCCCCUGCCACAUGAGCACGGCCAGGAGUACCACUGCAUCAAGAGGAAAGUGGAGGACGACUGUCCCUCCGGUGAGCAGAGCUACAAGAAAGCCUACCUGGAGAGCUCGUCCAGCGAAGAGGACCAUUACUACCGUCCCGUCGGCUACGCCCAGAGCCUGGGCCUGGCCGCCGGGCCCUACCGCAGCGAAUCCGGCCAGCGGCAGGCCUGCAUGUACGCCAGCGCCUCGCAGGGGGCCGAGCCGGUUCCCAGUCUGGAGGACAUCAGCUGCAACACUUGGGCCAGCGUUUCGCCCUACGGGAGUUGCUCCGUCACCACCAUGCAGCCAAUGGAGCGGCUGCCCUACCAGCACUUCUCCGCCCACUUCACCUCGGGGUCCCUGGUGUCCCGGCUCGGAGGGGUCGGGGGCCACGCCUCGCCGCAGCUCGCCGAUGGCCACCACGCCGCCAUGUACCAGAGCUCCAUGACCCACCAGACUCUGGGCCGCCAGUGCAGUCCCGGGGCCGGGAUCCAGUCGCCAGGAGCUGGCCUGCAGGGAAAUGAGUACCUCUACACACACGGCAUACCACGCACACUGUCGCCACACCAGUACCACACAGUGCACAGCGUCAGCAUCAUGCCAGAGUGGAACGACAACAGCUAGGGCUUUUUUUGGUUUGGUUUUGUUUUUUUAAAUCACACUCAACAAGAUGAAAAAGAAAACGGAAAUGAAAAGCAAAAAGGACCAAAAAACAAGGCAGGGUUUAGAUGAAUAUAUAUUUAUAUUAGAGGAUGUGUUGCUGUUCAUCUUAAUGAGAUCAGUGUUGGUUCUUUGACAGCGGCGGAUAUCGGUAAGAUUGUGUUGAGUUAGGAAAACGAAGCAUCUUAUCACUUAACUUGUGACAGCGUCUGCACUUAUAAGCACAGAACAUAAACGUGAACCAAGAGGAGCCGGACCAGGACGCGUGCAAAGACUGUUCAGGAGCAGACGAAGUGGAAAUUCAGACACUGCAGCAACAAACACACAAAAAAAAGGGUUCAGUUGCUUGGCCGGCGGCCCCCCCGAGUGUCCUUCGCGGUGGUGUUUUUUGGUUGUCAAAGUAAAAAACUCUUAUUUUGUAUUCCUGUCCACAGUUUUUGUAAAGAAAGAAAAAAAAGAUGAUUGUCUUUUGUCACAUUUUCCGGAGUUCUAAUUUUCUUUAUUUUAUUUUUUGUAGUUAACUUACUUUAUAGUCAAAUUGCAAUAAGUUCAGAGUGAAUAAGAAGAUAAGAGCUUUUGUCGUGGCUCUUGUGAGAAUUUGCCUGCUCUUAAAGCAGUCCUGUAGCUGGGUACAUUUACAGUCAUGUCAACAAUUGAAUUAGUGCCAUUAUGAAAAACGUGCCGCUAACAAUCACAAGUAGGACAGCACUUGAAUUGAAUAGAUUCUCAAUGCACAUUUUGAGCCCCUUCCUCGGGGUUCAAACUGGCAACAGUGUUACAACAAAGCAGAGAUGAGCAAAGAGAAGCACAACGAUGUAGCCACUGACAUCACGGGGACACUAAAGAAUACAGCACUAACUGGGAUUUUAACCGUGACCCGAUUUUACCCUGUUUUUGGUGUCACAUCCACGAUUUAAUCAGCUACUUGUUUGCAGGGUGAAAUGCAUUGAUCAAUUUGAUCAAUCCGUGAAAACAUCACUCAAACCCAGAAGAACUGUUCAAAUGUUCUUUUCACACUGUUGUGUUCAGAUAUUCAUUCAAAUACCAUUUAUCAAUUAUUGUUUGAUUUGAGAUUGAUGUAUUCAGAUUGAAGACAUGCAACAAAAGGAUUAUUAUAACAAAACACUAAACAUAUUGUCUCGAUCUUUUAGUUUUGCAGAACAUUAGACUUCAAGUCAUUAUGUGUCCAGAAAAAACAAAUGAAAGUAAAGGUUUUCUCUGUCUGUGUAGACGGGAUAACAUGUCAGAGGUGUCCGUUUGUGCCCUUGUUUUUGUGUUCUUCUGCCUUUAAUGGACCAAAAAAAACAUCAAUGCAGCUUCAGGAAGUUUCAAUUGUCAGAUCACAUCUACAUAAAGACUAGUAGUUGGAACAAUAUAUUAAAUUAAAGUGUCAUUGUUGAAGUUGAAGCUUUUGGUUAAUUGCGCAGUACAGCGAUAAUGGAGGAACAACAGACAUUAUACUUACAAUACAGUAACAGUAAAAAAACAACUAUUCCAAAUUCCCCCAAAAGGCUCAAAUACUCUAAACCAAACAUAAGAUUAGGGAAUCAUAUAAAAUCUCAGUACCACCGUUGCCAUGUUUUAACAUUUGCUGUUAAAUCUGGUCUGAAAACAUGUUUAAAAAAGAGAGUUUGUGUUUGAAAAGCGCUGCGUCCCAUUGCGACACAUUGUCAACAUUUCUAAAUAUUAUUUAUUUGGAUUUUAUAAUGCAAUGCACCAUCUUUUGGGGAAAUAGCUGUUCCAAACUACAGAAAGUAGUAUUCAUUGUAAUUUCAGAGAGUUUGAAAACGAUUUUGUAUUAAAAACACCUUGAAUAUUUCUGCUCUCUUUUCUUGACAAAACAACCCUGCAAAGUUUGAAAGAGAUUUCUUAUCUUUUUGUAUAAGCUUUAUUUGUGUGUUUCAUGCAUUCUCAUGCUUUACGCAGUGGAUUUGUAUGCUCCAAAAUAAUUUGUAUUAAUCCUCAAAAU
This is a messenger RNA of Pungitius pungitius (ninespine stickleback), 3607 nucleotides long. RefSeq names its product T-box transcription factor 5a (gene tbx5a). Bases 25 to 1602 code for a protein of 525 amino acids. NCBI's taxonomy places the organism in Eukaryota, Metazoa, Chordata, Actinopteri, Perciformes, Gasterosteidae. Gene Ontology annotation, cellular component: nucleus. Gene Ontology annotation, molecular function: DNA-binding transcription factor activity, RNA polymerase II-specific; RNA polymerase II cis-regulatory region sequence-specific DNA binding. The record is from RefSeq and is a predicted model, not a curated record. Gene Ontology annotation, biological process: cell fate specification; cardiac left ventricle formation; regulation of transcription by RNA polymerase II. The transcript has 8 exons.